Molecule: messenger RNA, 3054 nt
Organism: Aspergillus nomiae NRRL 13137
Lineage: Eukaryota; Fungi; Ascomycota; Eurotiomycetes; Eurotiales; Aspergillaceae
Product: pyridoxal phosphate-dependent decarboxylase family protein
Exons: 5
Coding region: 1-3054 (1017 amino acids)
Biological process (GO): carboxylic acid metabolic process
Molecular function (GO): pyridoxal phosphate binding; carbon-carbon lyase activity
Source: RefSeq, a predicted model, not a curated record
AUGGGCGACCCAGGGCCACCAAAGAUCAGUAACCAUGAUCUUAUCAGCUCCUACUUCAUUGGGCCCAAGUCUGAGAAUCUGGAACCGUUCAGCGAUAAUAUUGCAGUCAUCCUAGAGCAGCUUAAGAAGACUCGUGACAGCUACGGUGAGGAUGAGGCAUUCAUCUCCGACACGGCCCGACAAAAGUUAGGGCCGGUCUACAAGAAAUUCCAGGAGGCUGUCAAAAAGACUGCUGCGCUUUUGGGCGAGCAUUCAAUCCCUUUCUGGCACCCCCGCUAUCAAGGCCACAUGUGUACGGACAUGACUAUGCCAGGUCUCCUAGGCUAUUUCAUGACGAUGAUCUAUAAUCCGAACAAUGUGGCCGUCGAGGCAAGUCCAUUCACCACAGUCGUGGAGCUGAAGGUGGGACAGCAACUAUGCGAAAUGUUUGGAUAUAAUAUACAUGAAGAAGUCACACACUUGCCUCUGUCUUGGGGUCACAUCACCUGUGAUGGGACUGUGGCCAAUCUUGAAUCCAUUUGGGUUGCCCGCAAUCUCAAGUUCUACCCCCUUACGUUGUAUCAGGCUAUGAAGGAAGGACCUCUUGGCUUCAUAGCGAACGAUUUCCAGGUGACCACCUGUGUUGGAGAAGAGAAGUUGUUCAAAGACCUGGGCGUCUGGGAACUGCUCAACCUCCAGCCCGACGUCAUCCUGGACAUGGGAGAUGCUCUCUAUAGACAGUUUGGUGUCACCUCGAAGUUCCUCGAACAGGCCUUGACGCCAUUUACCAUCCAAACGACUGGCAAGGACGUGCUAGAGCGCGAGUUUCGUAUCACGAAGCCCGCCAAGUAUUUCCUUGCGCAAACACGGCAUUACUCGUGGCCCAAAGGCGGUGCGAUCGCUGGCAUUGGGUCUGCCAACAUGCAGGGCGUGGAGCUCGACAUGGAGGGUCGCAUUUCUCUCGACGCUCUCGAGCGAGAGCUGAAUCGCUGUCUCGAAGAACGUCAGGCUGUGUAUGCAGUCGUGGCCGUCAUUGGAACAACGGAAGAAGGUGGGGUGGAUCGAUUGCAUGAGAUCCUGGCCAUGCGUCGUCGGUUCCAGGACCGGGGACUGUCAUUCUUGGUGCAUGCGGACGCUGCCUGGGGUGGUUACUUUGCCAGCAUGAUCCCCCGGAAGAUGAUGGACCCGACUAAGCCCAGCGACGAUAAUGAUGGAAAUACCGCGGUGGACGAGGUCCCCUCCUUAGCGUUGAGGCAGGACACGCUCACCGAUAUGAUCGCACUCAAGGAGGCCGAUACCAUCACGGUGGACCCCCACAAGGCGGGCUACAUCCCCUAUCCCGCGGGCAGUUUGUGUUAUCGGGAUGGUCGCAUGCGGUUUUUGGUCACUUGGACCAGCCCAUAUCUGACGCAGGGGUCGACGGAGAAUAUCGGCGUCUAUGGGGUUGAGGGCAGCAAGCCCGGUGCCGCAGCCAUGGCCGCUUGGAUGUCCAACCAGACAAUCGGCCUCAGUCCCAGCGGAUAUGGUCGUCUCUUGGGCGAGGCAGCCUUUACCAGUGCGCGGCUAUCCGCCUGGUACGCCGCCAUGCACGUUGACCAGCCGGGCUGGAAGGAAAAAAAGCCGUACUAUAUUAUCAUUCCCUUCAACCCGUUGCCAAUCGAGAAGGACGGCAAAGGCACCUUGAGCGACGAGGUUAACAGCCGUCGAGAGUGGAUCCUCAAGAAUGUGAUUGAGAAGAGCAAUGAUGAAAUCAGUAAGGAGAAGGAGAUCAUGGAUUGGCUGCGCAAUAUUGGCUCCGACCUCAAUAUCAACGCCUUCGCGAUCAACUGGUAUGAUGAGCAGGGCAACCUCAACACGGAGUUGGAAGAAGCCAACUAUCUGAUGAGGAGAGUGGUGAACCGAUUGUCCAUCACCACCACCAAGGGCAAGCCCGAGAAGCCAUUACUGUUCCUGACUUCAACGCAGUUCGAGCCAGCCUUGUACGGCCAAUGUGCUCAGAAUUUCAUGCGGCGUCUCGGACUCGCUCCCUGCGCGCAGGAUCUUUGGGUCUUGCGAAAUGUUGUGAUGAGCCCCUUCCCUACCACCAGAGACUUCAUCACGAAGCUUAUGAAGGAGGAACUCGAGAAAGUGAUCAUUGAGGAAGUGAAACACUGUCGCACGCGGAACAGCCGCGAGCAGAAGGAACUCGAGUUCCUUCUCCGGGGAACCGAUGAAGUCUUCCUGGAUUUCCAGACGAGUUUCCACCGCGCUACACAGCGCGAGCAGAUCAUCUUAGCCGCCACGCUGGAGUCGGACACACAAGAGGCCUACAAAGCGCUCAAGAACAGAUUUUCGGCCCAGGACAUUGUGUUCAAGUCCAAGGAGUCCCAGAAUCUCGAGGAGUUGAUCACGAAAAUCAAGAAAGAAGCACUCAAGAUAGAUGGCGUUAUUGGCGCCCGCGAGGGCGACACGUUCAUCGGCAAUCCUAUCCAAUGUACCGUGGAGAUGACUCGUGUUGUUAUAAGUCGUCCUUUGAACUCGGCUAAUCGCGACGACCACUAUCCACGACACUUUAUGCCAUUCUAUUUGUACGGCUCCGAGGACCAGUACCAUAUCUCGCAUAUGCUGCUACAGGCACCUAACGUGAACCUGUCUGCCUCUAAUGUCAAACUCGACAAGGAGCUCCUCAAGAAAGUGCGUCCUCGGCUGCGCAACCACAAAGCUCUGAUCCUCACCUUAACGGGCUACCGCGAGGAAACGAUGCAUCCAUUCCCACCGACGAACAACGAUCCUGUCCUCUUGAGUAAGGACUUUUUCUUCCGUCCGGACAAGGUCUUCAACGUUAAAGUCUACGAGGAUCCCAAGGCGGACGAUGCCAAAGGCCCGGGAUUAAUUGACAACCUCGGCACCCCUAUUGCACGAGGAACGAUGACAUUGCGCGCGGAUGUGCAUGUCGAUGUGGAGACGCUCAAUCGAGACCCGCUGGAAACGAAGGAGGAGGGCGUUAGGUGGGAUACCAAGUUGGACGAGAUUAAAGAUGCUUUCGAGGAGGGCCGCAAGAUGGCAUCCGGCAUGGCGCCCCAAGCUGGGGUGUAG